CCCAGUGCUGAGGACCAGGCUUUAUUGUCCCCCUAGUGUUGCGGGCGGUGCCGCACGGCAUGCCGGGGGAUGUAGUCCACGCCCCUGGCAGAAGGGGCUGGUGCUGCGGCUCAGCGUACUACAACUCCCAAGAGUCCCCGCGGUAGGAAGGAACUUUCCCUGCCCGGGGAGUGUUUGCCAUUUAAAUAAACAGCGAGUAAAAUGGCGGAGUGUUCGGUGCGGGGAUAAAGGAGCCGAAGAGCGGAGGGAGCGGCGGCAGCUGCGACACUGGGUAGGAUGAGCAGCGCACAGUCCUACAGCUCCUUGUAGCUUUGGGUCUCCUCCGACUCAGCUUCUGAUGUUUGUUUACAAUGAGUGGAUUAGGUGAAAACUCCUUGGAUCCCUUGUCUUCAGACUCCAGGAAGAGGAAGCCCUCGCUGUGUGACACUCCUGGCCCCAGUUUGACCUGUAGCGGUGAGAAGAGGCGACGUGAACAGGAGAGCAAAUAUAUUGAGGAACUGGCAGAGCUGAUUUCAGCAAAUCUCAGCGACAUCGACAACUUCAAUGUAAAACCUGAUAAAUGUGCAAUAUUAAAAGAGACAGUCAGGCAGAUCCGCCAGAUCAAGGAGCAAGGAAAAGCCACCUCCAGUGAUGAUGAUGUCCAGAAGGCUGACGUGUCAUCAACCGGACAGGGGGUCAUUGAUAAGGAUUCUCUGGGGCCCCUUCUUUUACAGGCCCUUGAUGGUUUUCUCUUUGUGGUGAAUCGGGAUGGAAACAUUGUAUUUGUGUCAGAAAACGUCACCCAGUACUUACAAUACAAGCAGGAAGAUCUAGUUAACACCAGUGUCUAUAGCAUCCUGCAUGAUGACGAUCGGAAAGACUUCCUGAAGAACCUGCCCAAGUCUACAGUUAAUGGGGUCCCCUGGUCUAAUGAAGCCCCCCGGCAGAAGAGUCACACGUUCAACUGCCGUAUGCUGGUUAAGACCACCCUUGACCACCUGGACGAUGGCAAUGGAGGGAUGGACUCACGGCAAAGAUAUGAGACCAUGCAGUGCUUUGCACUCUCUCAGCCUCGUGCCAUCAUGGAGGAAGGUGAAGAUCUCCAGUCCUGCAUGAUCUGUGUUGCCCGGCGAAUUACAAAUGUGGAGAGAGCAUUCUCUUCCAAUCCAGAAAGCUUCAUCACCAGGCAUGAUCUCUCAGGCAAAGUGGUGAAUAUUGACCCCAAUUCUCUACGUAACUCCAUGAGGCCAGGAUUUGAAGACACAAUCCGCCGCUGUAUCCAGAGGUUUCUGUGUCACAGCAAUGGACAGCCGUGGACGUAUAAGCGCCAUUAUCAGGAAGCAUACGUCCAUGGUCACGCUGAAACGCCGAUCUACCGGUUCUCUCUAGCUGAUGGCACAAUGGUCACUGCACAGACCAAGAGCAAGCUAUUCCGAAAUCCAGUGACAAAUGACCCUCAUGGCUUUGUGUCUACUCAUUUCCUGCAGCGGGAGCAGAAUGGAUAUCGGCCGAACCCUAAUCCUAUGGCACAAGGAGUUCGUCCGCCUGUACAAUCAAAUCCCACUCCUGGCAAUGCUAUGAAUGUUACAUCUGCUCAGGCUAUACCUCCACAAAACCGUGACUAUGGCAUGGGGGACACAAACAACAUGACACCAAUGUCUGGCAUGCGAUACGGAUCGACCAGCAAUAUUGGGCCUGUGCCCCAAGCUCCAGGAAUGCAGCAACCCUCAUAUCAGAAUAAUAACUAUGGACUAAAUAUGAGCAGUCCCCCCCAUGGGAGUCCGGGCAUAAGCAGCAACCAACCUAAUCUGAUGAUGUCACCCCGCAAUCGUGGAAGCCCUAAAAUGGGUGCCAGCCAGUUCUCCCCUAUUCCAGGGAUGAAUUCUCCUAUGGGGUCCUCCGGGAACGCCAGCGGAGGCAGCUUCUCCAGCAGUUCACUGAGUGCCCUCCAUGCCAUAAGUGAAGGGGUCGGCAGCUCGCUCCUGUCAUCUCUGUCAUCUCCUGGUCAGAAAGCGGAGAGCACCAACAUGAACCUUCCCCAGCAGAGUAAGAUGGGGAACCAGGAGUGUAAGAGUCCCUCAGGAUUGUUUUGUGAACAGGCGCAGGUGGAGAGUUCUGUCUGCCAAUCCAGUGGUAGAGAUCACCUUGGCGAGAAGGAUGUCAAAGAGAAUAUCUUGGAAGGCUCUGAUGGGCAGAGAGCACAAGCAGAAAGUAAGGGACACAAGAAGCUGCUCCAGCUACUGACCUGCUCCACGGAGGAGCGUGGCCACAGCACCAUGAGCAGCUCCACUGUGGACUCUGGGUGUAAAGAUUCCUCCACCAAUGUAACCAGCCCUUCUGGGGUGUCCUCAUCCACCUCCUCAGGCGUCAGCUCCACCUCUAGCCUCCACGGCUCCAUGCUCCAGGAGAAGCAUCGUAUCCUUCAUAAGCUCCUGCAAAAUGGAAACUCUCCUGCUGAGGUUGCCAAAAUCACAGCAGAAGCCACCGGCAAGGAUAACUUCCAGGAGACUGUUAGCUCUGCACCUUGUACGGAGGCCACAGUGAAGCAGGAACAGCUGAGCCCCAAGAAAAAGGAAAACAAUGCUCUUCUGAGGUACCUGCUGGACAAGGACGAGGGUAAGGAGCCUCUGAGUAAAGAUGUGAAACCUAAAGUGGAACACAUGGACAGCAAGCUCAGCCAGUGCAGCAGCUCCACCGGGCCCAGCUCCAGCCAAGAGAAAGACAUGAAGAUAAAAACGGAGCCUUCUGAGGAGGUGACUGGAGACUUGGAUCACUUGGAUGCAAUUCUUGGUGAUCUCGCCGGUUCCGACUUCUACACCAAUUCUAUGAGUUCAGGUAGCGGCAACAUGGCGACCAAACAGCCAGUAUUCCAGGACAGUCCACCACUAGGGAUGAGGAGUCCGCAGAAUGUACCAGUCACUCGGCCACCUUUUAAUCGGGCAAUGUCAUUGGACAGCACAAUGCCAGGAAAUUCCACCCCACCCGUCAGGAAUGUCAGUAAUUUUCCAAUGAUGCCAAAGCAAAGUAUGAUGGGAAGUCCAAGAAUGAUUGAUGCACAGGACAGCUUUGGGCUAAUAGGUAACGGUCCCAACCGGAGUAUAGGCCAGCACCCAGCUGGGGAGUGGGCAAUGCAGAACUCUGCCAUCAGCCGCAUGGAGCCCUCCAGCACGGGGCCAGUUGGGAGGCAGGGGUCAGAGUACAACACUUCCAUGCCACGGCCAGCAAUGAGUGGAAACAUUACAGGACUUCCAGCACGAUCAAAUAGUAUUCCAGGGGCCCAGCCAGUGCUGCCACAGCAAAUGAUGCAGAUGAGACCCAAUGACCUGCCAAUGGGAAUGGGCUCCAACCCAUACGGACAAGCUCCUUCUAACCCUGCAGGUUCCUGGCCGGACAGCAUGAUUUCAAUGGAGCAGGGGCCUAGUGGAUCUCAGAACAGGCAGCUUGGCCGCAGUUCCUUGGAUGAUCUCUUGUGUCCCCCAUCAACUGUAGAAGGACAGACAGAUGAAAUUGCUCUGCUGGAUCAGUUGCACACCCUCCUCAGCAAUACAGACCCCAAUGGCCUUGAAGAAAUAGACCGGGCCCUGGGCAUCCCUGAACUUGUAAAUCAGGGCCAAACUCUAGAUCCCCAACCAGACUCCUUCCAGCCACAAGACUCCCCAGUGCUGAUGGAUCAGAAACCUCCUAUGUAUGGGCCGCCUUAUCCGGGGCAAGGGUCCACCAUGCAAACUGGGGGCUACAAUAACAUGCAGGGGCAACAUGCACCAUUCAAUUCCAUGAUGGGGCAAAUGGGGCAACAACAAGGCAAUUUCCCUCUGCAAGGAAUGCACCCAAGGGCUAGUCUCAUGAGACCCCGGACAAACAUCCCAAAGCAGCUGAAGAUGCAGCUUCAACAGAGGCUCCAGGGGCAGCAGUUUCUGAACCAAAGCCGACAAGCACUGGAGAUGAAGGUGGAGAGUAUGAACGCAGCUGGUGCACCGGGGGUCAUGAGGCCAGUUAUGCAGACUCCAGUAGCAUCACAGCAGGGAUUUCUAAAUGCUCAGAUGGUUGCUCAACGGAAUCGGGAGCUGAUCAGUCACCAACUUCGCCAGCAGCGAAUGGCCAUGAUUAUGCAGCAGCAGCAAGGGCAGUCACAGGGGUUCAGUCCUCCACCCAAUGUCACCGCCACAGCUAGUAUGGAAAACCAGCUGGGUGGACCCCCCAUGCCUCAAGCCCCCCCUCAGCAGUUCCCCUAUCCACCAAACUAUGGAAUGAAUCAGCAGGCUGAUCCUACAUUUGGGAGAGUCUCCAGCCCCCCCAACCCCAUGAUGGCAUCUAGAAUGGCUCCUUCCCAAAACCCACAUUCACAGAGCACACAACUGUACCAGUCGCCAGACAUGAAGGGUUGGCCAUCAGGAAACAUGGCGAGGCCCAACUCCUUUCCCCAACAGUAUGGGCACCAGGCCAACCCAGGCACGUACAACAUGAUGCACAUGAACAGCAAUGGCAGUCACAUUGGUCAGAUGCAGAUGAACACUUUACCAAUGUCCGGGAUGCCGAUGGGGCCUGAUCAGAAAUACUGCUGACGCCGCCCAUCCUGGUCUGAGGCUGAGCUGACUGUAUGAAUGGAUCUGUUCCUGCUUCAGCCUUUUAAGAACUUUCUGCUCCUGAUGUCCUGUCUGAGAUUCCGGGGCAGGAGCCACUGUUGUGUUGGAGAAUCUGGCGGUAACAUUCUUGCAGAAGCCGCUGUGGCCGUUUCAUUGUUAUAUUUUAGAAGUUCAGAAAGUUUUAUCCCAAAGCAUCAGGAACAUUCUUCUUGAUUCCUGCGAGUUUUCAUUUUGUUUUUGGAGUAGAUUCCUAGAAAACUUUGUGACUUCUGAUAGGAGGACACCCGUGUUAAUCUCGCCGUGCAGUAGAUUUUGCACUUUACGACUGUUGAGAUCCCCAGGAUUUUUUUUUUGUCUAUUUUAAAUAUUGAGAUUGCAAUAGCCCAGAGGUUUCAGGAACAUGUAUGGAGUGUGGCCGGGAUUUCCGCUUGUCUCGUACCCCCCCCCCCCCCUUCUUGUGUACACAUUUUGUAUAUAUGAAGAGACAUUAUUAUUAUUGUAUAUGACUUUUUCUAGGUCACUGUCUGUUCCAUUUGUUCUGUUUUUGGUUCUAAGCUUCUGAAGCUGCAUAUUUAAUUCUGAGACUGCCAUAGGUCUAGAGUGCCUCACAAGAUCUUUAGCACCUGCUGUCAGAUGGUGACUAAACUGCAAUUUGUGGGGAUGAUUUCUGGUUGUCUGUGUUACAUCUAAGGUGAAUACAGCAAUACCAUUGUGUUUUGUAUGUUACAGGUAUCAGCUUUGUUACAUGUUCAUUGGCGCUUCCCUUGUAUGCACCACAGGGUAUUACUUACUCCCUGUGUCCACAGCUCCCAUGGAUACAAGUGGUCAUGUGACUGCUGCACAGAUACAAGUGGUCACAGGUGACUUUGAUCUGUAAGGGUUUGUUUACACUGGAUUUAGAAAUGAGUUUGAAGCAAGUUGGAGCCUCUGUGGAUUUUCUGCAGCUAAUGUUGACUUCAGUGGCAUCUGCUGCAGAUUUUCUGCUGCAGAAAACCUGCCGUGCUAAAACUUGCUGCAAACUUUCUUCUGAAUCAGCCCGUGUGAACGUACUCUAAGGAGCGAAGAGGGACUUGAUAUACUGAAUUACAUUGUAUCCUACGGUAGACUCUAGUUGCAGUACAUAGAAAUAAACCCACCAAGGUGACAGAAGUAAAUAUGAGGAAUAACGGCAGACACUUCCCCACUCACCAGAUUUAGAUAAAGGAGUCAAAAUGCACAUUGACUCUAAGGGACUGUGGAUGAGAUCCUGUGGACAGCAACAGAAAACUUGUCAUGAACUUUCAAUGGUUGCUCCAGUCUUCUACAAUUAAAGAGUACCUGUCAUCAACAAAAACUUUUAAUAUGUUGUUCAUAAUCAUUAAUGAAGAGAUAUUGUAAUAUAUCUUAAUUAAAAAAUAUUAUACCAGUUUUUUCAUUUUUAUACUUUUGGCCACUAAGGGUCACUCUUCUAUGCCUGGUCUGCAAGCAGCAUCCUAUGCUUUCCAUAGUAAGUGUACAGCUUUUAGGACUAAUGCUGAAAUGGCUCUGGUCCUUCCACCGGAAGUUCAGUCCUCUCAGCUCAGGACUCACUCCCAGCCUGUGAGCUACAAGCCUGCACAUGCCUCUCAUAUAACAGAGGCCAGUCACCUCCCCCUGCUCUGUGUUUUCCCUGCCCCUCACCGCAGUUAUCUUAUACAUUGUAUUAUCUCACUGCACUCCCUGCUCUGUGCCCCUCCCCUGCCUCUGUAAUUGCUCCCUCAGCCCCUGGUUCUCAGCAUUGACUUUUUAGUGCAGAGAGACAGGCUGCCGAGGGGCUGCCGUCCCUCUCCUGUACUUAGUCUGUAUGCACACUGCAGAGCAGUGUUUCCCAACCAGAGUGCCUCCAGCUGUUGCAAAACUACAACUCCCAGCAUGCCCGGACAGCUGUUGGCUGUCUGGGCAUGCUGGGAGUUGUAGUUUUGCAACAGCUGGAGGUACCCUGGUUGGGAAACACUGCUGCAGAGGGAGAGCAGCAUACAGGAAGACUGGGACAAGCAGAGUCCCCGCCAGGCUUCAUGUGACAUCAUGCCUGUCGGGACCCGCCUCCUUCCACCCCUCAGAAAGACAGUGCUCCUGAGCUAAUGAAGAGGGAUAAAAAAAGGUAUUUCCACAGCGUUUUAAACCUCAAUAAACACAGGGAUAGGCAUAGUUAGAGAAAGGGACAGAUGGGGAGGGGGAUCAGGGAAAGUUUAGAUGAUGACAGGUACUCUUUAAAGUUCUGCAGCUUUAUUAUGAGUUGAAAUGUAUUAAAAAGGUGCACAUCUCUUAAAUUGUGUAUUUUUAAUUCUGCCUUGGAGACAGUCUUAGAGCUGGCGAAAAUGUUCUGGCUUAAAUGAAUUUGACGUAUGAUUGGCCACACCCCCUCCUACUUUUCUCACCAUUUUUGAAAUGGAAGAGUUACAAGAUGCAGAUUAGUGAAACUCCUGUGCACUAUAAUUUUAUAACUUUUUUACACUUAAAAACUGGUGUAUAUGGUUUGCUAAAUUUUAUCUUUUUCUAUUGGAAGGUGUGCAGAAGUAGUAAUUCAGUUUUCUUUUCGGACUGCAGCGUCUGUAUCAUGAGAGGUUUCUUAUGACCUGUGUAGAGGUGUGCAUUGGACCUGGCAGCUAUCAUAGCAGUGACACAGCUCCUCCCCACAAUAUCUGUUACAUUCAGGCGCUACCACUGUUUGCUGUCUAUCCUGCCGCCCCCUCUCACGGUCUCCCUGAAUGUUCCUUGGAUUAUUCCCUGGUUUAAUGGCAGCCCCCAAUAUUCCUCAGCAGGAUUCUUCCCAUUAUAGGCAUGGUGUGGCAUCACGCUCUUGUGAGCUGAGCCAGUCACCUCCCGUAUUCGCGCAGUCUUCCUUCCGCCCAUGUUUGUAGAGUUCUCAUCUAUGUUGGCUGCUUCUUGUUCUGUUUCUCCUGUUAGUUUGGGGUGGCACUUGUUUAUUAAGCAAUAAUGAAUCCGUUCCUCCCGUGCCUUCCCGAUGGACUCGCCCGCCACCCUCCCCCACCGGUCAGGGUAUUGUACUGUCAGUAGAGAAUGAGCAGCUGGCAAGGGGUCUCCACAAAUUUUGUGCAACACGAGAAUGAGCCUAUUACAUGUAAUAAUCUGUACAAUUGUAUAUUUUACAUUUCUGUGUAAUAAAAGGCUUCGUGUCUGGUU
Molecule: messenger RNA, 7724 nt
Organism: Hyla sarda
Lineage: Eukaryota; Metazoa; Chordata; Amphibia; Anura; Hylidae
Gene: NCOA3
Product: nuclear receptor coactivator 3
Exons: 23
Coding region: 351-4541 (1396 amino acids)
Biological process (GO): positive regulation of transcription by RNA polymerase II; cellular response to hormone stimulus
Cellular component (GO): nucleus
Molecular function (GO): nuclear receptor binding; protein dimerization activity
Source: RefSeq, a predicted model, not a curated record